Coregonus sp. 'balchen' is the source of this 10964-nucleotide messenger RNA. The record is from the annotation of a GenBank genome assembly. NCBI's taxonomy places the organism in Eukaryota, Metazoa, Chordata, Actinopteri, Salmoniformes, Salmonidae.
AUGGAUUUAAAUCCAAGCGUAAAAUGUAAAAUAGUGGUCGUUGGGGAUAGUGAAUGUGGGAAAACCGCUCUACUAAAUGUGUUUGCAAAAGAUGCCUUUCCUGACGUGAGUUUAUGUGACAUUUGUCUAUUUUUUUGUCAUGAUUAUUGCGUGUUAUCGAUCAGCUUGCAACUUUUCUUUCUACGUCUAAACAGCAUCGAUGUUGAUGAAUGGAUAUCACAAUUGUUUUUCAUCUGUAGGGCUACAUUCCCACGGUGUUUGAGAACUACACGGCCAGUUUUGAAAUCGAUACACAGAGAGUUGAACUCAGUCUGUGGGACACUUCAGGUGAGGACCCUUUGCGCAUUAUUAGCCUUCUACCGCAUAUCAGGAUUUCAUGCUUGUCUUCUGUUGUAGAAAACUCUAUAGAUGUUUCAUGCCUGGUAUAUAUUUUUAGCUACCGCAGGCAUGACAGUGACGCAGGCAUGAAACAUCUAGAAGACAAGCUUGAAAUCCUGAUAUGCAGUAUUGGCUACAUUAUGUGCUUUACAGUAACAGCCAGCCCAUUUGAGAGGAAAGGUCUGACGCUGCCUCUCUGGAAUGUGGGAAAGGUGUAGAUAGGAGUCGGAUAACGGUUAUGGAAACCUUUUGUACACCACCAGCAUUAGCCUACAUCUGAAACGACCCUCACACCCUUGAACACAUGAUAAUGUGGGAACUCAAACACUGGUGUUGCCUCUGUAUAGAAUUGUACAUCAGUCUUGUGAAAUCACCAUCUAUUAGGCUACUUACUGACAUUCAUUUUUGUCCUCUGCACUCUGAGGUAAAGGCAAACCUUGCAUUGUUUUGUAUGCCUCAGUCUGUAGGAGUAGAUUUGUACUUGAGUAAUGAGACAUUCUUUCAACUGUCUAUGAGGAGAGAAAAGCUAAAGGGCGGUAACGAAAUUAGAGACACUUAUUUUCCCCUGGCCAACAUACACACAUUCACUCUGAGAGCUUGGCCCGGCCAGUCCUCUUGCAUUAUUUGUUUUAUAAAGCCGCUCCCCCUCACAGCCUUACACACUCAACGGGAAUCCCAUAUAGAGCUCCCCGGGGGAUCUAACCAUAACACAGCCCCAGGUCUGCACGAUCUAACCCAGCCCCAGGUCUGGAAGAUCUAACCUUAACCCAGCCCCAGGUCUGGGGGAUCUAACCUUAACCCAGCCCCAGGUCUGGAAGAUCUAACCCUAACCCAGCCCCAGGUCUGGAAGAUCUAACCCAGCCCCAGGUCUGGAAGAUCUAACCUUGACCCAGCCCCAGGUCUGGAGGAUCUAACCCAGCCUCAGGUCUGGAGGAUCUAACCUUAACCCAGCCCCAGGUCUGGAGGAUCUAACCCAGCCUCAGGUCUGGAGGAUCUAACCUUAACCCAGCCCCAGGUCUGGAGGAUCUAACCCUAACCCAGCCCCAGGUCUGGAGGAUCUAACCCAGCCUCAGGUCUGGAGGAUCUAACCUUAACCCAGCCCCAGGUCUGGAGGAUCUAACCCUAACCCAGCCCCAGGUCUAGAGGUAAUUACUUCCUAAACUACAGCCUCGGAGUCCUCCAGCCUGGACUGGUUGGGUGAUUGGGCUGUUCUGCCUCCCUGGGUCUGUGUACUGCUUUGGGUGGAGAGGGGGAGUAGGGGGGUGAAGGAGUGCUCUGGGCUGGGUGGAGAGGGGUUUGUAGAGAGGGGUGAGGGAGUGUGUUGGGCUGCCUCUCCUCUGCUCUGUGACCUUCAGCUGAUUGUGGCGUCCCUUGGGUCUGUCCAGGACAUGACUCAGUGAUUAUACCACAGCUUCAGGAAGAGCUGACACACCAGGACUGACACACCAGUAGUGACAAACCAGGGCUCACCACACCAGGACUGACUGACACACUGGGGAAUAUUGCAUUACACACACACACCAGUCCUCACCACACACACCAGUCCUCACCACACACACCAGUCCUCACCACACACACCAGUCCUCACCACACACACCAGUCCUCACCACACACACCAGUCCUCACCACACACACUAGUCCUCACCACAAACACCAGUCCUCACCACACACACCAGUCCUCACCACACACACCAGUCCUCACCACAACACCAGUCCUCACCACAACACCAGUCCUCACCACACACACCAGUCCUCACCACACACACCAGGGCUGACACACAUCUAAGGAGUUCCACUGGACCAGCAAUCCCCUCCCUCUCGUCACAACAUGAUGGUGUGAUAACAUCGAUUUGGUGUAAUUGUUUUGAUAACCUUGUGGAUAGUGUGGCAUUUUUUGAGAAAUAUGAUAGUGUUUUUUAUUGUUAUCACAAACGAGUCUCAUGUGGAAAUUAGAGUACUGCAAGUACGUAUAUGGGUAUAGAUCCUCCAACACUUUGCCACCCUAUCUCUCUCUCUACUUUAUAAUGCACAUGUAGUCCACUUAGACUCGUGUGCUAGUUUUCUUAAAAGAAUAGACGUCUAUUCUAAUGAUUAAUUGAACAUCAUCCCAUAUCAUGGUGGCCUCGUUAUACUGCACAUGCCAUGUACAGUAGUUUACCUCGCCUAGUGAUAUCAGUACUGAUGCCGGAUCUUCAUUUGAUCACCCUGUUGCAGGAAAACUUCCUGCAAUGCAGAACAUUUUAAACGUAUAGUAAAAAGGCUUCUGAAGAUUGUAAUUUCCACUUUGACAUUUCAGACUUGAUUUUCCCUUACGAAAAAUGUAUCAACCCCUACAAAAAUGUCCAUUGAUUAUAAUCCACAUAAUAAUUCACGUUUCCUGUUGCUGAGGGAUAAUUUUUUUCUGCUGUAGAAAACUAGCUCAAGUUAAGAUCCUAAUCUACCUAAUUUCUACCUAAUUUCUACCAGCAUGUUAAAUGUGCAACCAGAGGGAAAAAAAACUCUAGACCACCUUUACUCCACACACAGAGACGCAUACAAAGCUCUCCCUCGCCCUCCAUUUGGCAAAUCUGACCAUAACUCUAUCCUCCUGAUUCCUGCUUAUAAGCAAAAACUAAAGCAGGAAGCACCAGUGACUCGGUUAAUAAAAAAGUGGUCAGAUGACGCAGAUGCUAAGCUACAGGACUGUUUUGCUAGCACAGACUGGAACAUGUUCCGGGAUUCUUCAGACAGCAUUGAGGAGUACACCACAUCAGUCACUGGCUUCAUCAAUAAGUGCAUCGAUGAUGUCGUCCCCACAGUGACCGUACGUACAUACCCCAACCAGAAGCCAUGGAUUACAGGAAACAUCUGCACUGAGCUAAAGGGUAGAGCUGCCGCUUUCAAGGAACGGGACUCUAACCCGGACGCUUAUAAGAAAUCCCGCUAUGCCCUCCGAACCAUCAAACAGGCAAAGAGUCAAUACAGGACUAAGAUUGAAUCGUACUACACUUGCUCUGACGCUCGUCAGAUGUGGCAGGGCUUGAAAACUAUUACAGACUACAAAGGGAAGCACAGCCGCGAGCUGCCCAGUGACACAAGCCUACCAGACGAGCUAAACCACUUCUAUGCUCGCUUCGAGGCAAGCAACACUGAAGCAUGCAUGAGAGCACCAGCUGUUCCGGAUGACUAUGUGAUCACGCUCUCCGUAGCCGAUGUGAGUAAGACUUUUAAGCAGGUCAACAUUCACAAGGCCGCAGGGCCAGAUGGAUUACCAGGACGUGUACUCCGAGCAUGUGCUGACCAACUGGCAAGUGUCUUCACUGACAUUUUCAACAUGUCCCUGACUGAGUCUGUAAUACCAACAUGUUUCAAGCAGACCACCAUAGUCCCCGUGCCCAAGGACUCUAAGAUAACCUGCCUAAAUGACUACCGACCCAUAGCACUGACGUCUGUAGCCAUGAAGUGCUUUGAAAGGCUGGUCAUGGCUCACAUCAACAGCAUUAUCCCAGAAACCCUAGACCCACUCCAAUUUGCAUACCGCCCCAACAGAUCCACAGAUGAUGCAAUCUCUAUUGCACUCCACACUGCCCUUUCCCACCUGGACAAGAGGAACACCUACGUGAGAAUGCUAUUCAUUGACUACAGCUCAGCAUUCAACACCAUAGUGCCCUCUAAGCUCAUCACUAAGCUAAGGAUCCUGGGACUAAACACCUCCCUCUGUAACUGGAUCCUGGACUUCCUGACGGGCCGCCCCCAGGUGGUAAGGGUAGGUAACAACACAUCUGCCACACUGAUCCUCAAUACGGGGGCCCCUCAGGGGUGCGUGCUCAGUCCCCUCCUGUACUCUCUGUUCACCCAUGACUGCAUGGCCAGGCACGACUCCAACACCAUCAUUAAGUUUGCCGACGACACAACAGUGGUAGGCCUGAUCACCGACAACGAUGAGACAGCCUAUAGGGAGGAGGUCAGAGACCUGGCCGUGUGGUGCCAGGACAACAACCUCUCCCUCAACGUGACCAAGACAAAGGAGAUGAUUGUGGACUACAGGAAAAAAAAGAGGACUGAGCAUGCCCCCAUUCUCAUCGACGGGGCUGUAGUGGAACAGGUUGAGCGCUUCAAGUUCCUUGGUGUCCACAUCACCAACGAACUAUCAUGGUCCAAACACACCAAGACAGUCGUGAAGAGGGCACGACAAAGCCUAUUCCCCCUCAGGAGACUGAAAAGAUUUGGCAUGGGUCCUCAGAUCCUCAAAAAAUUAUACAGCUGCACCAUCGAGAGCAUCCUGACUGGUUGCAUCACCGCCUGGUAUGGCAACUGCUUGGCCUCCGACCGCAAGGCACUACAGAGGGUAGUGCGUACGGCCCAGUACAUCACUGGGGCCAAGAUUCCUGCCAUCCAGGACCUCUAUACCAGGCGGUGUCAGAGGAAGGCCCUCAAAAUUGUCAAAGACUCCAGCCACCCUAGUCAUAGACUGUUCUCUCUGCUACCGCACGGCAAGCGGUACCGGAGUGCCAAGUCUAGGUCCAAAAGACUUCUCAACAGCUUCUACCCCCAAGCCAUAAGACUCCUGAACAGCUAAUCAUGGCUACCCGGACUAUUUGCACUGCCCCCCCCCCCCCCCCCCCCCCCCACCCCAUCCUUUUUACGCUGCUGCUACUCUGUUAAUUAUUUAUGCAUAGUCACUUUAACUCUACCCACAUGUACAUAUUACCUCAACUACCUCAACUAGCCGGUGCCCCCGCACAUUGACUCUGCAACGGUACCCCCCUGUAUAUAUAGCCUCCCUACUGUUAUUUUAUUUUACUUCUGCUCUUUUUUUUCUCAACACUUUUUUUGUUGUUGUUUUAUUUUUACUUUUUUUGUUAAAAAUAAAUGCACUGUUGGUUAAGGGCUGUAAGUAAGCAUUUCACUGUAAUGUCUGCACCUGUUGUAUUCGGCGCAUGUGACUGAUUUGAUUUGAUUUACAUCAGUUCGUGGGUUCACUGAAAUAUAGGGUUACCCCAGAUGGUCUUGUCUAGCUCCCUUCUCAUCACAUAGAACCUUACUCAUUUUGUUGGAGCUUUCUGGAGCAACAAGCAUGAAGAAUAGCACCUGAGAAUAGCUCUGUGACACAGUUAGCUGAAAGGUCAUUAGAAAUGCAUGCGACUCCAGUGUUCUAGUCUAUGUAUAUGGAUCAAUAUGUUUAGUAGAGGAAUUCCCCCAGUGGAAUGUCAGUGGUCUGACCAUGUCAUUGGUCAGGGAAGUGGUUAUAUCCACCCCCAUGAGAAAUAUUAGUUAUGUGCUUUGACUUGGAUUGGUGUCCUGUAUUUCUGUUGCCCCUAACCCACCUCUCUGAUUGAUGAGCCGUACCUUGAAUGAGGAAAGAUGCCUCAGAUUAGUUUGAUGUCAUUGUUUUAUCAUGUACACUUUUCAUCACGUCUCACAGUGACAGAUACGAAGGCUUGUCAUACAAAGGCCCUUCGUUUACUGUACUUCAAGCUCUAAAAUGGCAAUUUCUUACAGUCUGUCCCCCAUUUUUAUCAACUCAAUCCUACAACACUAUUUUAAUGUUUCCAUGGAAAAUCCUUCAUACCAGAGUUUUAAACAUUCCAAAUCCCUCACGUGUUCUGGUCGAGCCGUUUAUGAUACCUUAAGGCUGGGCUAUGAAAAUAGGGGCCUCACGGCUGUUUGUUUAACAUAAGAAAUCUGACUCACCAGACUUGAAAAUAUUUCCGCAUUGUUUACGUCUGCUGGUGUGAAUUUGUUCGUGAAGAAACGUGCAGGGAGGGGCAUCCAUGUCAGACCACAGCAUAUGCUUUAUAGGCACUCUACCGUGUUCAAAUAUCCAAAUGGGCCCAGUGGUACAGAAGUUUACUCCUAAGAAUUGAAACUGGGUUUAAUUGUGUUUAGGUAAAUUAGAGUGGAAAUUGAAAAAGACAGAUGGUGAUGGUAUCAUUGGUGUUUUGGUCCUUGUUUUGGUCCAGAGUGGGACCAUCUGGAUUCCAUUUGUGAGUCAAAACAUUUCUGGUUUGGGUGGGGCCAGGCGUUGUAAAGCCAGCCUCAGAAGUAGUGGAUCAGGUUUUGAGUGGUUGCUAUGACUGAUGUGAAAUAGAAUACUUUACCCCCGCAUUCUUUACAUUUACGUCAUUUAGCAGACGCUCUUAUCCAGAGCGACUUACAGUUAGUGAGUGCAUACAUUUUUUUUUCAUACUGGUCCCCCGUGGUAAACGAACCCACAACUCUGGCGUUGCAAACGCCAUGCUCUACCAACUGUGCUACACAGGACUAGAAUUCAAUGGCACAAUUCAGGAACCUAGGUUAUUCUACAUGGCUUUGUAUUCUAAAGGAAAAAGCCAUUUGGCAUGGAGCCCUUAGAAAAUGACACAAAUCUCCUUUCUGAGAAUGAGAAGCUUUUUCCUACAGUGGAGACUGUUUGAAGUAUGUGUGAGAUAUCGUGGUUUCCCCCCAGACAGUUUGGAAUAAAGGCAAUAUAUAACCUGUGUGAGGAGAGGAGCCCCCUCAUGUUAUAACUCAAAGGCCACCCUACCUUGGGGAACUAGAAAAUCCCCACAAUUUUUCACAGAGGGACAAUUGGGAGAAGGGAGCUUCCGGACAUUAGUGUUGGUUUGGUUUCUUUACCUGGGAUGCAACCUGACCCAGUCCACCACAGAGCUUCAACAGCCCUAAAGCUUCUCUGCAUUCCACACUACACACAAUUGUCCCAGGAAAACCUUCAGGACAUGAUGUUAUGUUACAGAUUGUUUAGUGUGUACUGUGUACAUCACAAGUGUGUAUUUCACUGGUAAAAUACCUCAGAGAAUUUUGUAGUAGUUGGAUUCUCUAACUUUGUUUCUACUCCUGUUUGGAAUGGAAACCACAGCAGUUCGAUCCAUCUCUGCAAAUAACAUUGUCAUUGUUUGAAUCAACGCAUAUAUGGAAAGGGAAAUGUUGGUUAACAGUAAGUUGCAGGAAUUUGAGUACCGUGACCCAGUUACCACAGACCCGCUUUUACUUGACUAACAACAUGGUGACAUGUUUGAUUUGCAGGCUCUGCAUACUAUGACAACGUGCGGCCUCUCUCCUACCCUGAUUCUGAUGUGGUCCUUAUCUGCUUUGACAUCAGCAGACCAGAGACCCUGGACAGUGUACUGAAGAAGGUGAGUGUUUUGGGGUGAUAUAGCGGACUCUUGUCCUGGAAGAUAAGCUGCCUUUGCUCCUCUUGAACUGGUGAACAGUCCCCUUGACCCUCUCUAGAAAGGCCUCUAUUUGUGUUUCUGGGUCAAGUGUCCUCUGAAAAACCUAAUUCUGCUGAAAACUAAGGCUGUACCAAUGAGGGGGGACUAGAACUAGGGCUGUACCAAUGAACAGAGACUAGAACUAGGGCUGUACCAAUGAGAGGGGACUAGAACUAGGGCUGUACCAAUGAGAGGGGACUAGAACUAGGGCUGUACCAAUGAGAGGGGACUAGAUCUAGGACUGUACCAAUGAGAGGGGACUAGAACUAGGACUGUACCAAUGAGGGGGGACUAGAACUAGAACUGUACCAAUGAGGGGGGACUAGAACUAGGGCUGUACCAAUGAGAGGGGACUAGAACUAGGACUGUACCAAUGAGGGGGGACUAGAACUAGGGCUGUACCAAUGAGAGGGGACUAGAACUAGGACUGUACCAAUGAGGGGGGACUAGAACUAGGACUGUACCAAUGAGGGGGGACUAGAACUAGGGCUGUACCAAUGAGAGGGGACUAGAACUAGGGCUGUACCAAUAAUAAUAAUAAUAUAAUAUGCCAUUUAGCAGACGCUUUUAUCCAAAGCGACUUACAGUCAUGCGUGCAUACAUUUUUGUGUAUGGGUGGUCCCGGGGAUCGAACCCACUACCUUGGCGUUACAAGCGCCGUGCUCUACCAGCUGAGCUACAGAGGACCAUGAGAGGGGACUAGAACUAGGACUGUACCAAUGAGGGGGGACUAGAACUAGGGCUGUACCAAUGAGAGGGGACUAGAACUAGGACUGUACCAAUGAGGGGGGACUAGAACUAGGACUGUACCAAUGAGGGGGGACUAGAACUAGGGCUGUACCAAUGAGGGGGGACUAGAACUAGGGCUGUACCAAUGAGAGGGGACUAGAACUAGGACUGUACCAAUGAGGGGGGACUAGAACUAGGGCUGUACCAAUGAGAGGGGACUAGAACUAGGACUGUACCAAUGAGGGGGGACUAGAACUAGGGCUGUACCAAUGAGAGGGGACUAGAACUAGGGCUGUACCAAUAAACGGAGACUAGAACUAGGACUGUACCAAUGAGGGGGGACUUGAACUAGGACUGUACCAAUGAGGGGGGACUAGAACUAGGACUGUACCAAUGAGAGGGGACUAGAACUAGGGCUGUACCAAUGAGAGGGGACUAGAACUAGGGCUGUACCAAUGAGAGGGGACUAGAACUAGGACUGUACCAAUGAGAGGGGACUAGAACUAGGGCUGUACCAAUGAGGGGGGACUAAAACUAGGGCUGUACCAAUGAGAGGGGACUAGAACUAGGGCUGUACCAAUGAGAGGGGACUAGAACUAGGGCUUUACCAAUAAACGGAGACUAGAACUAGGACUGUACCAAUGAGAGGGGACUAGAACUAGGACUGUACCAAUGAGAGGGGACUAGAACAAGGACUGUACCAAUGAGAUGGGACUAGAACUAGGGCUGUACCAAUAAACGGAGACUAGAACUAGGACUGUACCAAUGAGAGGGGACUAGAACUAGGGCUGUACCAAUGAGGGGGGACUAGAACUAGGGCUGUACCAAUGAGAGGGGACUAGAACUAGGGCUGUACCAAUAAACUGAGACUAGAACUAGGACUGUACCAAUGAGAGGGGACUAGAACUAGGACUGUACCAAUGAGAGGGGACUAGAACUAGGACUGUACCAAUGAGAGGGGACUAGAACUAGGACUGUACCAAUGAGGGGGGACUAGAACUAGGGCUGUACCAAUGAGGGGGGACUAGAACUAGGACUGUACCAAUGAGAGGGGACUAGAACUAGGACUGUACCAAUGAGAGGGGACUAGAACUAGGGCUGUACCAAUGAGGGGGGACUUGAACUAGGACUGUACCAAUGAGGGGGGACUAGAACUAGGGCUGUACCAAUGUGAGGGGACUAGAACUAGGGCUGUACCAAUGAGGGGGGACUAGAACUAGGACUGUACCAAUGAGGGGGGACUAGAACUAGGACUGUACCAAUGAGGGGGGACUAGAACUAGGACUGUACCAAUGAGGGGGGACUAGAACUAGGGCUGUACCAAUGAGAGGGGACUAGAACUAGGGCUGUACCAAUGAGAGGGGACUAGAACUAGGGCUGUACCAAUAAACGGAGACUAGAACUAGGGCUGUACCAAUGAGAGGGGACUAGAACAAGGGCUGUACCAAUGAGGGGGGACUAGAACUAGGACUGUACCAAUGAGAGGGGACUAGAACUAGGACUGUACCAAUGAGAGGGGACUAGAACUAGGGCUGUACCAAUGAGAGGGGACUAGAACUAGGACUGUACCAAUGAGGGGGGACUAGAACUAGGACUGUACCAAUGAGUGGGGACUAGAACUAGGGCUGUACCAAUGAGGGGACUAGAACUAGGCCUGUAACAAUGAGGGGACUAGAACUAGGCCUGUACCAAUGAGGGGACUAGAACUAGGCCUGUACCAAUGCUAGGGGUCCACUAGGGUUGUACCAAUGCUAGGGGUCCACUAGGGUUGUACCAAUGCUAGGGGUCCACUAGGGCUGUACCAAUGAAAGGGGACUAGAACUAGGGCUGUACCAAUGAAAGGGGACUAGAACUAGGGUUGUACCAAUGAGAGAGGUGACGGGGAGGAAUGUGAGAAAAAAAACUAGCGUGAGGCUCAGUAGUAGUCCAACCGGCCUUGUUCACACAUGGUCUCCCAGAUCCCAGACACGGCUAUUGUGGGUCUCAGUGCCCUUUGACUUGGCUCAGUAUUGUGCCAGCUGAGAGGAGGGUGGUCCAGUUAGAGAUUUUUCCCCUGGAGAGAAAAUAAUCGAACCAAGCUUUUUCACUCUCGGACCCCACUCCAUAGGGCCCCGGUCUCUGACUAAUGCUGAUCUUUCCCUUUUUCUUUUGUUCCUAUAGUGGAAAGGAGAGAUUCAGGAAUUCUGUCCCAACACCAAGAUGCUGCUGGUGGGGUGCAAGUCAGACCUACGCACAGACCUUUUUACCAAAUCUCACUCUGGCCAUACCCCAGUGUCCUAUGAUCAGGUGGGUGUCAUGUCUUUCUAAAUGUCAUUCAAGAUGAUGGACUUAAACAUGAUCCAGUAUUAAAAGCGCUGGGAACAAUUGGUAAUAGGCAGAGUUCCUGACUGAUCUCUCAGUGUUAUUCUCUCUCUGUCUCAGGGCUCUAACAUGGCCAAGCAGAUCAGUGCUCCCUACAUCGAGUGUUCAUCCCUGCAGUCUGAGAACAGCGUCAGAGACCUCUUCCACGUGGCCACGCUGGCCUGCGUCAACAAGGGCAACAAGAACGUCAAACGCAACAAGUCCUCCAGGAGCACCAAGAGGAUUUCACACAGCAGACCUGACCUGCCCCCAGUGGUGUCAGACUUCCAGAAGACCAAAGCUAAGACCUGUGCUAUUAUGUGA